AUGAUUCAUGAGUGUCGGUAUAUAGAUACAAAAUGCAUUUGUUUGGCAAAUGUCGUCGGUCUAAAAUGCCAGAAUAGUGAGACGGAUAUCUAUCAAACACAACGUGAAUGGACGCAUGGGACGAACCAGAGGGAAGCAAGAAGCAGGAGAGCGAGAAGCAAAGGCCAAUUUCCACAGCCAGGGGAGGGGGUAUGGUAG
This is a messenger RNA of Laccaria bicolor S238N-H82, 198 nucleotides long. RefSeq lists its product as uncharacterized. The coding region runs from base 1 to 198 and encodes 65 amino acids. The record is from RefSeq and is a predicted model, not a curated record. The transcript has a single exon. NCBI's taxonomy places the organism in Eukaryota, Fungi, Basidiomycota, Agaricomycetes, Agaricales, Hydnangiaceae.